AUGAAUGAUGAAAAUGAAGUAUUAGAAAAAUUUAAAGGAAGACCUUUAUUUGAAAAUCUACAUAAAAUGAAUCAAACAAGUUUAUUAUCACAUAAAUCAUUAGAAAUUGAUAUGAAAGGAUUUUUUAACUUGUUAGUUAUAUUAAUUUUUACAACAAAUUUUAGACUUGUAUUAGAAAAUUUUAAAAAAUAUGGAUUAAUAAUAAAAAUACCAACAAGUUGUGAUAUUAUUAAAAAUCUCCCAAUAUUAUUAUGUUUUAUUUGCUUAAAUAUAGGUAUUUUUUUCAGUUGGUUUAUAGAAAGAUAUGUCACUUCAUGGUUAUAUCAAUGUGUGAAUAAUAAAUCAAAUGAAGAUUUUUCUGAUGACAUAUAUCCAAAUGAUAAUGAUGAAAAAGAUGAUUAUGAAUUUUUAAGUAAUAUUUACGAUGAGCAUACUGAUAAUAAUGAAAAUUUUAAGAAUCUUUGUGAAAGCGAAAAUGAGAAUAGAAAAAAAAAAAAUAAAGAUGAAGAAUUGAUUAAUACCAAAAAUGAAAAUAGUGAAUUAAAAAAAAGACAAUUUUUAAAAAAAAAAAAUUCCUUAAAAAAAAAAAAAGUAAAAAAAAAAAAAAUCCAUGGAUGGAAAGGUUUUCAUUUGUCUAUAUUUUUAUUAAUAUGUAUAAAUAGCAUAUUUGUUUUAUUGUUACCAUUUUUAACCAUAUCAUAUUAUGAUACAGAGCCAAUACUAUCAACAGUAUUAUUAUCUAUAUCCAUUGUUUGGUUUUUUAAGUUUUAUUCCUUCCACCAAGUAUGUUAUGAUAUUAGAAAACUUUAUAUAGAAAAUGUUAAUUUGGAUAAUGUAGAAAAUCUACAUUAUGAAUUAAAAUUUGUAAAAAAUUAUCCUUAUUGUUUAAAUUUCAAAAAUUAUUAUACUUAUAUAUUAAUGCCAACUAUGUGUUUUCAAUUUUGCUAUCCAAGAACAAAAAAAAUUCGAUGGUUACAUGUCGCUAAGCAUAUUCUAGAAGUAUUUUUAUUAAUUAUAAUGAUAAAAAUAAUAUCAGAUCAAUAUAUGUUUAUAACAGUUAAAAAUACAUUCACAAUGAAAGAAUUUAGUUCUGCACAAUUUUCAGUUAAACUUACUCACAUAAUUGAAAGGAUGCUAAAAGUGUCUAUACCAACCUUAUAUAUAUGGUUAAUUGGUUUUUUAAUAGUUUUUCAUCAUUGGUGUAAUAUUUUAGCUGAAAUUACGAGAUUUGGAGAUAGAUUAUUUUAUAAGGACUGGUGGAAUGCUAGCUCAUUUGCUGAGUAUUGGAGGAAGUGGAAUUUGCCUAUACAUUAUUUUGUAAGUAGACACAUAAAUAAACCUUUAAUAAAUUAUGGGAUAAAUAGAAAAUGUUCAAUGGUUGUUGUUUUUCUUUUAUCUGCUUUAUUACAUGAAUAUUUAAUAAGUAUUCCUUUAAAGCUAGGUUUUUCAGGAUAUAUAUUUUUUGCUUUUAUUUGUCAGAUUCCGCUUAUACAUUUAACAAAUAAUGAAUUUUUUAAAAAACAUAAAACAAUUGGAAAUUCAAUAUUUUGGAUGGUAUUUUGUUUUACGGGGCAACCCUUGAUUUUAUUUAUUUAUUAUUAUAUGUGGAUAGAAAAACAAGGAAUUCUUAAAAAUCAUUAA
Molecule: messenger RNA, 1641 nt
Organism: Plasmodium gallinaceum
Lineage: Eukaryota; Apicomplexa; Aconoidasida; Haemosporida; Plasmodiidae
Gene: DGAT
Product: diacylglycerol O-acyltransferase, putative
Exons: 1
Coding region: 1-1641 (546 amino acids)
Biological process (GO): triglyceride biosynthetic process
Cellular component (GO): endoplasmic reticulum membrane
Molecular function (GO): diacylglycerol O-acyltransferase activity
Source: RefSeq, a predicted model, not a curated record